AUUCUCGACAUUUGUUCUGCCAACACUUUCAAUUCCUUUUUCCUCGAGGCGGCUUUAUUUUUAUUUUUAUUUAUUUUUUUUGUGAAAGAAAAAAAGGAAUUUUUAAGUGAUUAGAAAGGUUAAUUUCAAAUGGUUAAUCCUGAAGAAUUUGAUUGGUAACUUUUAGUGUGAUGUUUUGCAAGUGAUUUCGCGAAUGAGUGUUGUUUUCUAAUGAAGAAAAAUUAGAUCACAUGGAGAUUAUAUAUGAUCUCAUUGCAUAAUUUCUCUUACUCUUUCCAAGAAGAUGAUCUUUUGCCAUAAAAUUUAAAUUUAUAUUCUUGCUUUCUUUGCAUCUUAAAUUGCAGUUUGAAAGUCUCUCUCUGAAUUUUACUUGAGCUCAAUUUUACUGGCGAUAGCUAUCUUUAGUGUUUUUACGGUGAUCUCGUAGCAAUUUUGAGUUUGCUGAGUCUUUUGAAUGAUGGAUUAGGUAAUUUUGAUAAGAAAUCGCGACAAAGUUUGUAGCUCUGUGUCUUGGAAAUUGUCCAAUAUUACUGUCUUACUUACUUUACCCAAUAUUGUGAUGCAAUUGAACGAAGAAAUGGGUACCAAUUGAGUAAUUUUUCACCUCACAAUUUCACCUUCUUGGAAAUCUUGAUUUGCAUAAUAUUGAAGGUGACAAGAUGGAAAAUAAGGAAAAGGGGUGGAUUGUUUAAACACCAUCUCGAUAAGAUUUCCAGUCUUUCUUUUUGCCUCUGAAAAUAGAAGAGAUUUGCACAUUUUGUCUUGCGAUAAAAUUGUCACGAGCUUCUUGAUAAGCUUGAUAAGGCCCCAAUAUAGAGAAACAAUUGGAGCUUCAGAGUUUAUCGCUUCGAGGAAAUAGUCUUAAAAAUUUUUGGGGAUUAUACUAAAUACUAAACUACUUCAAAGUGGUAUUAUCCUACAAAACGAGCCCCUCAGUUACUCCAUUAAAACUCAUUUCCAAACACUCACAGAGAUUACUCAUUAUUCUGUUACAUGUUUAUUUUUCGGGGAGGCAAAAAAAAAUUGCAAAUGAGACAUAAUUAAAAAGCUAUUAAAGCUAAAUUACUUUCUCCUCACUGAGGAUCAAAAAAAAAAGCAAAUGAAAAUUGAUAAUUCUGCAGGAAAUGGCAAGGUGACAGUAAUUUGGGAAGAGCAGGUGAAUUGUGUCCGGAAAAUCAGCAAAAGUGCCACUAAUUGUAAAGCUGCAAAAAGUGUCUCUAUCCAGUUGCUAUAAAAGAUGUGUUGAGCUAGAAAAAAAAGCGGAAGUUUUCAAUGAAAAUAAUUUGAUUAAUCGAUUUUGUGUGUUGGAGAAACCAUAAGUGAAUUAUGGUCAAUUUGCCUGGAUAUCAAUUGCAAAGGCAAUCAUUCAAUGAUUCAUCAGGGUAUGGAGAUGGGGGUGACAUAGACAACAAUGACAUUCAAGGAUUGCUUAAUGACACUGAUUCUGAACUAUCGUCAUUAUCGCACCUUGAUGCUCCAGACGAUGUUAUUAAUGUUGUUUAUGGAGUUGUUAUUGCCAUGCUCCUUGUUGGUGUUAUUAUCGUCCUAGUCGCAGUUACAAUCAGUAAACUACGGAAACGUGAAGAGAGUUCCAGUUCAGUCACCGUGGAGGCUCCAACACAGAUUGUUCCGGCUGUGCCAGAAGCUCCAGUCACAUACAGACAGAAUCCAUCAAGUGUCUGGGUCUUUCCACCAUUGCCGCCCCAGCCAAAUCUCUACUGUGCUAAUAGUCAAGAUGCACUCGUGCAGGCAAAUGAACGGAAUGGCCUGAAGGGCUUCAAGAGGCAACUCAGUGGACGUUUCAAGAGACUCAUCUCGAGGAAACCUCAUGAACCGUCUCCGGUGAUACCGCCUGAACUCAAGCCACAGCUCAAGACGAUCUACGUAUACUAAGGAUGAAGUUUUUUCUUUCGUUUUAGUCAGGGAUCUUCAGGAAGGUAUUCUGUGGGGAUUCUUUUACAUUUUUUCCCGAUGGUAGUUUCUUAAGGAACUUCUUGUUUUUUUUUUAUUUUAAGUUAAAGAAUUCAACAAAAACAAUUUUUACUUAAUUUGCUGGUAGAUGAAGAGUUUUUUUUUUCAGUUUCAAAUUGCAAAUUUAAUCAUCAGAUCAGCUGAAGAUUAAUUUUUUGCAGAAGAAAUUGGUUUUUUUUAACUGAUAAAAAAAUGACGUAGCAAAAGUAAAAUUCACAGAAGAAAUCAUUGAAGACCAAUUUAGAAUUAAAAGAGAAGAAAAUAGUGAAAAUAUUGAAGAUGAUGAAACGUUAGAACGAACCAAAUUAUUUUUGGGAUAUUCGUGAAGGACCAUUAAAGAAUAAUUCUUUUUAAAAAUGCUAAUAAGAAUUUUUGUUUUUCCUUUGAUAAUUCACACACAAAGACUGAUUCAAUGAAGCAUCAAAGAUGAUCUGUUUUCUCUGCGGCAAAUUCUUGUGGAAAGCCUUUUUAUCAAUUUCAAAAAGAAUUUUCCCAGCUUUUGUCUUCUCGAGAUCAAAAGCAAUUUUCUCUAGAAUUUUUCCCACAGAAAAGCAUUCAUUCAACAAAAAAAUUGCAAGGUUUGAUUGCAAAAGAUUUUAAAGAGAAUUAAGAUAAAAAUAGAAAUAAACCUUUCUUUUUUGCAUUUCAAUUUCAAAAAAACAAAACUACGAGUAAUAAUCUUUGUGGAAAAAAAAUAGAAAAUGUGCACGAGAAAUGAGAGAAUAGAGACCCACUAAGUAGUGAAAACAAUGCACAAUUUUGUAGAAUUAAAAAUAGAUGUUUCCUUGAAGAGAAUAAAGUUUAAAGAAAGGAGGAGGUGGUCUAUUUUUUGUGGACCAAAAAUAAAUCCUCCCAAAAAAGUGAUUAUUUUGCAUAAUAAAAGAAAACACUAAAUAAUUAAAUUAUAGAGUCGUUACAUGAUAAUCAACAAGAUACUUUCCAGCGAUUAGAGUCAAAUAACAAAUAAGAAAAAAAAACGGAAAAAUACGCUGAGAAAAUCCCAUAUUGAAGAAAAAAAAUAAUAUUUUAGAAGAAAAAAAAACUAAUUAACGAUUCACUCACAUUGAGUGGAAACUUUUAUCAUAAAUCCAUUUAUUUUCUCUUUAGUUUUCCCUUCUGCCUCAAUAUUAAGCACACACAAGACACAACAAAAGAUAGAAAAAAGUAUAAUAACAAAAAACAAUUAUUAUAAAGGAAAAAAAACUCCUGUAUUUUUAGCUGAGGUAGGAGGAAGAUUAAGAAAAAAAACAAUCAUAAGUUUUCCGAACUAAUGUGUAUUAUUGAGAAAUUAUUCUUGAGAGCUGUUUAAAUAAAUUAUGUACUAUUUACAUUAAUUUAACAAUACAAGAAAAUUGAAAAAAAAAGAAACGAAUAAAAAGCAAUAUUGAUGAGAAA
Phlebotomus papatasi is the source of this 3366-nucleotide messenger RNA. RefSeq lists its product as uncharacterized. The transcript is spliced from 6 exons. Lineage: Eukaryota; Metazoa; Arthropoda; Insecta; Diptera; Psychodidae. Bases 1327 to 1893 code for a protein of 188 amino acids. The record is from RefSeq and is a predicted model, not a curated record.